Heterobasidion irregulare TC 32-1 is the source of this 288-nucleotide messenger RNA. RefSeq lists its product as uncharacterized. Bases 1 to 288 code for a protein of 95 amino acids. The transcript has 2 exons. The record is from RefSeq and is a predicted model, not a curated record. Lineage: Eukaryota; Fungi; Basidiomycota; Agaricomycetes; Russulales; Bondarzewiaceae.
AUGGUCCGCGCCGUCGUGAAAGGCAGCUCCAGCCCAAGCGGACGGUAUUCGUGCAUUACGGCUCUGGGUCCACGCAUAUCGAGCUCGCCGGACGGGCGCGCGACAAAUCGCCAGAACAUCACGUCCCGCAAGCUCCAGCAAACUAGGUCCGAAAUGUUUGGCACUGUCCCACCCAAUCUGCGCUCCGUGCCCCCGAGCUAUGCUCGUUUCACACAUCCUCGCACCAUCGCCUUCAUUCUGUCGAAUGAAACCUUUUUGUUACCCGGUGCUCCCGCAUCGGCCGACUAA